This is a messenger RNA of Gambusia affinis (western mosquitofish), 1963 nucleotides long. RefSeq lists its product as uncharacterized. The coding region runs from base 1 to 978 and encodes 325 amino acids. Gene Ontology annotation, biological process: response to bacterium. The transcript has 5 exons. NCBI's taxonomy places the organism in Eukaryota, Metazoa, Chordata, Actinopteri, Cyprinodontiformes, Poeciliidae. The record is from RefSeq and is a predicted model, not a curated record.
AUGGCUCGGACAAAGACCCAAAAAUUGUUAUCUGUUCGCCAAGACAAACAUUUCGUGUUCGCUAAAGUGGGAGACAACUUGACUCUGCAAUGCUUCUACGAAAGCGUUGUGGACGCACGGUUCUACUGGUACCGGCAAAAUCUGGGACAGAAGCCAAGGCUGGUCUCCACCUACUACAAGUACGAGACGAACGCCACGUUCCACCAUGAAUUCAGAAACAAUCCGCGCUUUAAGCUGGAGACCACUACAGGCAAAAAUCACUUGAAGAUAAGAGAUCUGAGGAUUUCAGACUCUGCAGUUUACUUCUGUGCUAGUAGCUACUUAUACAGGCUGGAUUUUGCUGAAGGCACAAUGGUGUAUGUAGAACAAACAGGUUCCAGGCUGCAAACUUCAGUUCAUCAGUCAGCACUGGAGACCCUCCGGCCCGUUGGCUCUGUGACCCUGAACUGUACGGUACAAACUGGGACCUGUGGCGGGGAGCACAGCGUUUACUGGUUUAAAACCUCUGAAUAUUCUGAGCCAGGACUCAUUCACAGCAAAGGGGGUGAGAACAAGCUGUGCAAGAACAAAUCCAGCGCUGAGACGCACAGCUGUGUGUACAAGCUGCCGAUUGGCAAACUGGACGCCUCCCAUGCUGGAACCUACUACUGUGCGGUUGCCUCAUGUGGACACAUUCUGUUCGGAAAAGGAACAAAGCUGGACUUAAAAGAUGCCAACAGUUUAGAGACUACUUUAUGGGCUGGAGCCUUUUCUUUCACCUCCCUGCUGAGUGUUUUACUGACGCUCUCACUGUGUGUGAUGCACAAGAAAAGGAGCUUCGAACGUUCAAAGUCUGUAAAAGGGUCAUCCCAUAAGCCAGAUGUGAAGGAUCCUUACAAUGGACAAACGGCGUAUUAUGCUGCUUUUUUUGCGCUGCGCAGUAGACCACAAAGGAGAAAGGAUCCCAUCUGGAGUGAAUGUGUUUACCACAGAGUGUAGUAGUAGAAUGGAACUAAAAAAAAUAAAUAAAUUCAGUCAAGUGCAGAAUUAAUUGAAGCCCUGACAGAUUUUGUUCUGACUAGAUUUCACAUCUGCACUUGGAAAUGACCCGGCCAGAAUCAUAACUUAGAUCUGACAGAGUCUGUGAAGUGAGUUGUAAUUAUUGAAGGAUGCUUUCUACUCUCGUAGACUCGUCACCAAUUAGUGAUAGAAAUCAACAAAUUACAAGUUGAAACAUGAAAAGAAAAAUAAAGAAUGAAACUGAUUUCAACACGCGUGUUUAAAAUUGACAUAGAACUAGAGUAACUGUUUUUAUUAAUUGAUUUUUUUUUUCAAUUAGAUCUGAGAGGACUUGCCAGAUGAGUUCAUUUCUUUGUGUUCAAUAUUCGUGUUUAUUCUUGUAUCCUGUUACUUAUGCUUCUUGGAUUUUGUUGUCUUAGAUUAGUACUGUUUGGGGUUUUUUUCUUGUGUUUUGUUUUUUGUCUGUCAGAGCUCUCCAGUGUUUUCCAGGCACAAAGUGCCAUUUUAUGGCAUAAUGAAGUAACUACGUUUCAUAGAAGACUAUGUUUUACAUCAAAUGCUAUGCUUAUCAAACGACUUAAACAAAAUCUUGCUUCUUAACGUAACGCCUUGAAAUUGGGCCUCUGUCUCUUUAAAAACUCCUGUUCUUUCCGAAACUCCGCCUUCAGGAAGUCACCGCAACAUGUCUCCCUUAUCAACCCAUUAACAGCUUUGUACUGAGAAAUAACAUCAUCGCAACAUGCUGUAAUGCUCAGAUACAUCCAGUCACCACCGAGCUGGAACCUUUUCUGAACGCGCUUAUAAUUCUAUGAAUUCUGAGUCUAUCAAUUUUUUGUUUUUGUUAUUUGUUUUAUCAACAUUAAGCUUGAAUGUAUCUGUUGGUUACAUAGACAUUGCAAAAAUACCAAAGAGAUGACUUUCAUGUUGUUUGUGAAUAAUUUCUGCAGCUUUGUUCUCAUUUUUA